CCUUGGCUAGCAGCGAGUGCAGUCUGCUGGAUACCCGGGAGUGAGUUAGGAGUCGGGGAGGCAAGCCUUAAAUCUCUGCGGUGCAGAGCUGGAAAGCUGCUUCUCAGCGAAAACAAAAAAAAAAAAAAUCAGACGCCCUGUAACUCUACUGAAUUGCCUCCAUAUUGUUUUCCUGGCGAAAAGAACAAAAAAGAAAGGGGGACUUAACAUUGAAGAGGUUGAUACGAGGACUGGUGCCCGCUUCAACGACUAUACCCGGUAUUCCUUCUUUUUUUUUAUGUUAUUCCGGCGACUACAUUUCUGCUGAAGGGACUGAGAUUCUACUUCUUUUUUCUUUUUUUUUUCUUUUUUUUUUCUUGCACUGAGUCGCAUCGCCCGCUACCUCCUGUCCUGGUCUGUGUGCCAGAUCCCAGCAGAAGUAGGUUAACCGACGAAAAUUCCGAUGUCGUUUGCAGAGCAGUAGUCUGAAAGUUCCCCCCCCCUCCCUCCUCCCCUCCUCUCUCCCCUUACACUUUUCUUAAUUUUUUUCCUCCUUCAUCCAUCACGCGGUGUUUCAUGCUACAGCGAGCUCGUGCACAGCGGCGGAGGAGUCCAAACAACUAUUGCAUGAGACAAGAGAGGCGAGACGAGACGCUGGUGAACAAGUCGGUUUUUGCGACGCUCGCUAACACCUUCGCGUAUCUGCAGAAGAGUCGCGACGACAUGAGCACAGAGCUGACUAUGGGCCCGGAGCUCCCCAACAGCCCCCUGGCCCUGGAAUACGUCAACGAUUUCGACCUGAUGAAGUUUGACGUGAAGAAGGAAGGUCUAGCCGGGCUGGAGCGCAACGGGGUGCGCCAGUGUAACCGUCUUCAGCCGCAAGGCUCCGUGUCCUCCACCCCCAUCAGCACACCCUGCAGCUCGGUGCCCUCCUCGCCCAGCUUCAGCCCCACGGAGCAGAAGAACCACCUGGAGGAGCUCUACUGGAUGCCCAACGGCGGCUACCACCAGCAAAUAGACCCGCAGACGCUCAGCCUGACCCCGGAGGACGCGGUGGAGGCCCUGAUUGGAGCAACGGCUCACGGCCACCCCCCGCCUCCUCAUAUGCAACAGCUUCAGCAGCAAGGCGCCUUCGAGGGUUACAGGGGCCCGCAUCACCACCACAGCCAUCACGGGCACGCACAGCAGCAGCAGCAGCAGCAGCAACAGCAACAGCAGCAGCAGCAGCAGCAGCACCACCACCCGUAUGCCGGAGGCCUCCCACACCACCCGGAAGAAUUACCGGGUCACCCGGGAGGACACAACCAUCAACACAGCCAGCAUCACCAUCACCAACACAACCAGGAUCCGGACAGCCCGUCCCCGGUCUCCCCCGAUUCUCACCAGUCGCUGCACCACCGCCACCACCACCACCACCACCACCACCACCAUCCGCACAGCCACCUGAGUCAGUCGGCCCACCACAGCUCCGGCGGGGGAGGACUGAGCGUCGAGGACCGCUUCUCCGACGACCAGCUGGUGUCCAUGUCGGUGAGAGAGCUCAACAGACACCUGCGGGGCUUCACGAAGGACGAGGUGAUCCGCCUCAAGCAGAAGCGGAGAACCCUGAAGAACCGCGGCUACGCGCAGUCCUGCCGCUUCAAGCGGGUGCAGCAGAAGCACGUGCUGGAGAACGAGAAGACCCAGCUGAUUAACCAGGUGGAGCAGCUGAAGGCGGAGAUCAACCGGCUGGUGCGAGAGAGGGACGCCUACAAACUCAAGUGCGAGAAACUGACGGGCACGGGGGCCAGUAACGGGUUCCGCGAGGCUGGCUCCACCAGCGACAACCCGUCAUCACCCGAGUUCUUCAUGUGAGUUGAGACGGCCUUUUCUCGUGACUCUCUCCCCCCCCCCACCCACCCACCACCACCACCACCCCCCCCCCCCACCACCACCACCCCUCUCUCUCCAACCACUGAUGCUGAUGAACAAAACGUUAAUAAUCAAAGAGACCCCCACCACCCCACCCCAACCCACCACCCCCGCCCUCCUCCCAUACUGUUUAUGAUUAUACUAAUAACGGUAACAAUUAUUCCUAUUAGAAGAGUAAUCCAUCGAAUACUAUUCUCCUAUAUAACCAUCUCUCCAUCCGCGCGCCAGCUGAGAUACCGAGGAGCGGUGUAGAGAGGUUCACCAGACGCAGCAUCUCUGUAGACUAGUUGCUUUGUAGUGAAGAGACUUUUUUCUUCUUCGAGGAAGAGGACUGGCUGAUGAACACCCCCCCCACCCCUCCUUCCUCUCCCCCCCCCUCCUCGUAGGCUACAGCUUUGUAAUAAUCUCCCUAAGUAGUGUGGGAUGGCGUCGAGGCAGUUGUCCGGCGAUGCUCUUCUCCACAAAAAAAAACAAAAACCCGACGACAUUGUUGUGAAACAAGUGUUUUGCAGGCCGGACCCUGGUAGCCUGCAGCUCGCAACGCAGACCUGCGUUGCUACCAGACUCACUUUCCGUCAUUCGACAAGUGGGCCCGUGUAGACAACCUCCACACAACAACUAAAAAAAAACACCCCCCCACCACCCCACCCACCCAAGACUCCACGUUAUGCAAACUUUCUGUCUACUAACCCCUUCAACGGGGAGUGGAGUGGAGUG
This is a messenger RNA of Lampris incognitus (smalleye Pacific opah), 2607 nucleotides long. RefSeq names its product MAF bZIP transcription factor Ba (gene mafba). The coding region runs from base 556 to 1833 and encodes 425 amino acids. The record is from RefSeq and is a predicted model, not a curated record. Lineage: Eukaryota; Metazoa; Chordata; Actinopteri; Lampriformes; Lampridae. Gene Ontology annotation, cellular component: nucleus. Gene Ontology annotation, molecular function: DNA-binding transcription factor activity, RNA polymerase II-specific; RNA polymerase II cis-regulatory region sequence-specific DNA binding. The transcript has a single exon. Gene Ontology annotation, biological process: regulation of transcription by RNA polymerase II.